AUGACAUCGAAUUCGGAAUGCGUCAAGUCGCCGUUAAGAGCAUCCUACCCGUUUUUCUACAAUGAAGACCUUCGUUUACGUGAGCGUUAUGUCGAAUUCAGCCAGGAUGGCCUUUUACGAGAAAUUGAAAGGCACCUUGGCCCAAGCCACGGACAUCCCAUUCACAUUACCAAGAUUGCGGAAGGCGGUUUCAACCGGGUUUUCCUUUCGACGAUGGAGGAUGGAUUGGAGGUUAUUGUCAAGAUUCCGUAUCCUAUCACGGGGCCGAAACAUUAUGCCACCGCUAGCGAAGCUGCCAGCAUGCAAUACCUCCGUUCUAAGGGUAUCCCUGUUCCUAAAAUGUAUGGAUAUUCCUCCUCAGACACCAAUCCCGCCCGUGUGGAAUACAUCAUCAUGGAAAAAGCUUCAGGCGUCGGCCUGGAGACUAGAUGGCUGAGUAUGAGCAAGCGUGAACAGCAUAAACUGGCAUCCAGUUUUGUUGAAAUCGAGAAGAAAUUAUUUGAUCUUCCUUUCCGGUCUAUUGGGAGCAUUUAUUUCAAAAAAGAUGCCCCAGUUGAACUUCAAGCUGCGCUAUAUAUAGCGAGCGCUGAAAAAUGCGAAGACUCGGAGAUAUUUUGCAUUGGUCCAACUGCGGAUUACAUGUUUUGGCAUGGAAGAAGGGCCGGUCUGAAUCUCCGCCGUGGUCCAUGGAACGACCCCAAAGAUUAUCUUUUAUCUGUCGCACAGAAGGAAAUUGAAUGGACUCAGCGUUCACUUAAUCGGCCCACUCUCCGCCACCCAGAUUUGAACCCAAAUAACAUCUUUGUCUCCCCCGAUUCUGGCGCCAUCUCGUGUAUCAUUGACUGGCAACAUACGACAAUUGAGCCGCGCUUGCUGGUUGCAGGCUACCCCCGUACAUUCGAGAACCCAGAUGCAGAAGAAACCCCUCAUCUUGAAGAACCAUCACUUCCACCGGAAUACGAAACGCUUCCGGCUGACAAAAAGGUCGAAGCUGAUGAACUCCAGCGACGCCGUCUCAUCUCUUAUUACUAUCGUAUCUUUAAUGGUCACCUGAACAAGGCGCACCUCGAAGCUCUUCGUGAUCCCAUCCUUCUUCCUCGCCAGCAUCUUGUUGAUAGGGCCGGCAGGCAAUGGAGUGGAAACUUGAUGACAUUGAAAGGGGCAUUAGUCCGCAUGGCUGAUUACUGGCCCCACCUGUCUGAUAUAGAGGGAAUACCUUGUCCUGUGCGAUUCACCGAUGCGGAGCUGGAUGGCUUCUAUGAACAGGAGAAACUAUGGUUUAAUAUCAACAAAGUUGUGGAUCACUGGCGGGAGCAGAUAGGAGUAACAAGUGAAGAUGGCUGGGUCAGCAAUGAGCAUUUCGAAGAGGCUGUUCGGAAGUCUGCCGAGCUUGAGAGUUCUCUCAUAGCUAUUGCGGAGGGUGACAAAGAAGACAUUGAUCUCCUGAGGAAGGGGUGGCCAUUUAGAGAUCGUGACGAGAUCAAUUGA
Messenger RNA from Penicillium psychrosexuale, 1488 nucleotides. Its product is annotated as phosphotransferase family protein. Bases 1 to 1488 code for a protein of 495 amino acids. Lineage: Eukaryota; Fungi; Ascomycota; Eurotiomycetes; Eurotiales; Aspergillaceae. Gene Ontology annotation, cellular component: mitochondrion. The record is from RefSeq and is a predicted model, not a curated record. The transcript has 5 exons.